This is a messenger RNA of Aspergillus sclerotioniger CBS 115572, 2420 nucleotides long. RefSeq names its product H(+)-transporting V1 sector ATPase subunit A. The transcript is spliced from 4 exons. Bases 26 to 2170 code for a protein of 714 amino acids. Gene Ontology annotation, cellular component: fungal-type vacuole membrane; proton-transporting V-type ATPase, V1 domain. Gene Ontology annotation, biological process: ATP metabolic process; proton transmembrane transport. NCBI's taxonomy places the organism in Eukaryota, Fungi, Ascomycota, Eurotiomycetes, Eurotiales, Aspergillaceae. Gene Ontology annotation, molecular function: ATP hydrolysis activity; proton-transporting ATPase activity, rotational mechanism; ATP binding. The record is from RefSeq and is a predicted model, not a curated record.
GAUAUUGUGAUGGUCCCCUGAUGGAAUGCUAGGACUCGGUGUGCGACGACUCAAAGCCCGCCCUUCGCUGCUAGACCUGAUCGCGCGUCACGACGAAGGCGUUGGUUGCAGGUCGUCAUCACCGCCCGGACUAUCUGGACUAGACUACCAGCUGGACAGCCCGCAACUGCCACCGCUCCCCGUCUCGCCCACUUCAUCAUCCUGCAGCCACAGCUCCUCGUCUUCUCCUCCUCCUGCCUCCCCCAUCCAUCCCUCCCCCUCCCCCGCUGUGUCCACUCCUACUAUCCACCCCCCUGCUCCACGCAUCAUGGCCCCCUCCGCUGAUGAUGGCGAGACCCAGCAUGGCUCCGUCUUCUCCGUCUCCGGUCCCGUCGUUGUGGCAGAGCAUAUGAUCGGCUGUGCCAUGUACGAGUUGUGCCGAGUCGGUCAUGAUCAGCUCGUCGGUGAAGUCAUUCGGAUUGAUGCCGAUAAGGCCACUAUUCAGGUCUAUGAGGAGACAGCUGGUUUGACGGUCGGCGACCCCGUCUUGCGAACAGGAAAGCCUCUUUCGGUCGAGCUGGGUCCCGGCCUGAUGGAAACAAUCUACGAUGGUAUUCAGCGACCUCUGAAGGCGAUCUACGACCAGUCCAAGGGUAUCUAUAUUCCCCGUGGUAUUGCGGUCAAUGCGCUGGAUCGGGUGAAGAAGUGGGACUUCACGCCGGGCAAGUACAAGGUCGGCGAUCACAUUACCGGAGGUGACAUCUGGGGUACCGUUGCCGAGAACAGUCUGGUGAACGACCACAAGAUCAUUCUCCCUCCCCGCGCCAGAGGUACCAUCACCCGCAUAGCCGAGGCUGGAAGUUAUACUGUCGAGGAGAAGCUGCUGGAAAUCGAGUUCAAUGGUGUCAAGACGGAACACAGUAUGAUGCACACCUGGCCUGUCCGUGUGCCCAGACCUGUGAACGAGAAGCUGUCAUCCGACGCUCCCUUCAUCGUCGGUCAGAGAGUCCUGGACUCUUUGUUCCCUAGUGUCCAGGGUGGUACUGUCUGUAUUCCUGGUGCCUUUGGAUGCGGAAAGACUGUCAUUUCGCAGAGUGUGUCCAAGUUCUCCAACAGUGAUAUCAUCGUCUACGUCGGUUGUGGUGAGCGUGGUAACGAGAUGGCCGAAGUCUUGAUGGAUUUCCCCGAGCUCUCUAUUGACGUCGACGGCCGCAAAGAACCCAUCAUGAAGCGUACCUGCCUGAUCGCCAACACCUCCAACAUGCCUGUCGCCGCACGUGAGGCCUCCAUUUACACCGGUAUUACGAUCGCCGAAUACUUCCGUGAUCAGGGAAAGAACGUGGCUAUGAUGGCGGAUUCCAGUUCUCGUUGGGCCGAGGCCCUUCGUGAGAUUUCCGGUCGUCUGGGAGAGAUGCCGGCUGACCAGGGUUUCCCGGCCUACCUGGGUGCCAAGCUGGCUUCCUUCUACGAGCGUGCGGGCAAGAGUACCGCUCUCGGAAGCCCCGAGAGAAUCGGCAGUGUCAGUAUUGUCGCUGCCGUCAGUCCUCCGGGUGGUGAUUUCUCGGAUCCUGUCACCAGUAGUACCCUGGGUAUUGUCCAGGUGUUCUGGGGUCUGGACAAGAAAUUGGCCCAACGGAAGCAUUUCCCGUCGAUCAACACCUCGAUCUCCUACAGCAAGUACACAACGAUUUUGGACCGGUACUACGAGAAGCACCACCCCGAGUUCCCUCGCUUGCGCGACCAGAUCCGUGAGCUGUUGACCAAGUCGGAAGAUCUGGACCAGGUCGUGCAGCUGGUCGGUAAGGCCGCUUUGGGUGACUCGGACAAGAUUACCCUGGAUGUGGCUGCCAUGGUCAAGGAUGAUUUCUUGCAGCAGAACGGAUACAGUGACUACGAUCAGUUCUGUCCCCUGUGGAAGACCGAGUACAUGAUGAAGGCGUUCAUGGGCUACCACGACGAAGCCCAAAAGGCUGUGGCCCAAGGUCAGAACUGGGCCAAGGUUCGCGACGCCACAACCGACAUCCAGAGCUCACUCCGGAGCAUGAAGUUCGAGGUGCCGACCAACGAGGCUGAAGUUUCCGAGAAGGUAAGUCCAAUGGUGCCGCUCCCAUUGAUGCCUAUUUCUAAGUUUGUUGCAGUACGAGAAGGUUCUCCAGUCCAUGUCGGAGCGGUUUGCUUCGGUGUCGGAUGAGUAGAGAAGGGCAUUAUCGCCGGUGGACCGGGGGCGUGUUGACUAAAUUAUAUCCCGAGCUUGUAGCAUAGCAAAUUCCCAGUAUAUGUAGUUAUUGCUGUUGCCUUGAUGAAUUCGAGAGGAUUCCGUUUGUCGUGUGCGAGGGAGUGAGUCAGUCAGGCAGCAUCAUUUAGCAGCUGGUGCCAUUGUCUGGCCGCUUUUGGGUGGCCAAAUCCACAUGACGCGGCCGCCCGUUGCUGUGUAGGCAGUC